Molecule: messenger RNA, 1695 nt
Organism: Aspergillus calidoustus
Lineage: Eukaryota; Fungi; Ascomycota; Eurotiomycetes; Eurotiales; Aspergillaceae
Source: the annotation of a GenBank genome assembly
AUGCCUUAUCAAUCAAUGUCCUCGCGGAGAGGAGGCUCAUGGACAAAGGUUGUCAUUUUCAUCUCACUCUAUGUUAUGCUGUUCCAAUCCCUUAUUGAAUGGGUUGUCGUUGUCUAUCUCUAUGCGAUCAAACAUGUGGACUUCAAGAUGGCGCCGAGCUUGAUUUUCGCCCUCGUAGCGGCUUUCUUCACGGUACCUCUUGUAGUAUUGCAUAGCUUUCUCGGCUGGCAGUACAACAGGAUUGUUGGGUAUGAGAGUCAGAAAAAGGUGCUACAUGGUGUAUGCACUUAUAUUCUGCGCUUGACAAUCCUCAUCUGGCUAGGAGCCAGUGUAGCAGGUCUGGUGGUGGUGUCCCAGCAAGCGUUCUGUUUGCCUGAGACUGCCACCGACGGGUUUUGGAAAGCCGGUAUCAGCUGUGCUCUCCAUCGAGCAGUCGUCAUCGUUUCCGUCUUAUCUUUCCUUACCGUUUGUCUAUACUUCUGCUCCAGGGAGCUUUGCGAUCGCCCAUAUGACGUCUCGCUACUCGGUAUCUACAAGCCUCUCUCAAGCCGGGAGGGCAGCAUUGUCUCGGAGUCAACCCUGAGUAGCGAGAAAAAUCUGAAAAGAGACAUCUUCUGUGUCUGCCGCAAUCCAGACAUCACAUACGGCCGAAACCCAUAUACGACAUCAAGCGACAACAGCGAGGCAUCGAACUUUACUCCCAGUAUCCAGCAGCCCAGUCCGAUACGUCCAACCUCUUUCUUACAAUUUGGCGCAGACCCAGUAGCCGAAGCUGAAUACCUAUCUGGCACCACUGCCACCCCUGGCACUCUGCGUGAUCAGUAUUUCCCUGGUGUCUCUCGUACGCCUUCCGCUGCUACUACGCACACCACCCAUCAGGUUCAAGGCCAGGCUUUGCCGGAAUUGCCUGCUGGCUCUGGCACGCCCGCGACAACAAACCACAAAAGAGACAAAUCCUCGAUAUCUUCCCUCCGCCGGUUUCUCCCAAAGUCUUUUCCCGCCUCUCAGCCUUUAUCGGCAGAUCCUCAGAUCCGGGCCCUUGCAGAAGAAAGCGCCCACAUUGACCUUGAGAAGCAAGAAGUACCGCAAUUACCGCAGGAGCCUACACUUCAAGGGCAACAGUCCCCGCCAGAACCCCCAGCAAAGUCACCACAGCCGCCUCCAAAGGACAAUCAACCAUACCCACCAUCUCAACCCACACGAGCAAUUUUAACUCCAUCCCUACCAAGGUCAACAACCACGAACUCCGCCGACGCGCCAGAAGUCAUUACCCCGGCACCCCUCAAAAUUCGCAGAUCAAGCACCACAGCGGCUACUCCCCUCUCACUGAAUCCCAACCGAGCCUCAGGGUCCUGGGCCACCCUUCUCAACCCGACACAGUCAAGGCCAAUGCGCAUGAGCACAAUGCGCAUUCCACAACGACAGUCCCAAUUUGACCCCGUGUAUGCCCCUCGCUACACCCAGAGCCAGCGCUUUCCCAGCGGGCGCAAUCGAUAUAGCCGCCACCUGCGGAGAAACGACUUCGAACCAUAUCAGCAUUCAAGCUUACGCCGACCACGCAGUUCCACUUUCGGUAAUGUGAGUAUCGUUUCAGUCCCUGGUCAUUUAGAUUGUAUUCGCGAGACCGGAGCGUCGCUGGAUGAACUGCCCCCGAGCUUUGACCGGGGAGCUGGAGCUGAAAGCACACGAGGUUAG